AUGUCUACAGAGCAGGUAGUACAAACUGAGCAGCUGCAUGAAAAUUACCAUUUGGGGAAGUCUGCAGGCAUCAAAAGAGUCACUUUGAAGCUGAAAAGAAAUGCACUGACAUGCACAGAGGCACAUUUGAUGGGCAAGACACAGCCGCUAUAUAUACUCUAUGACAUCAUACCUAUCCUAGAGAAUAUUUUGGGGAUUUUCCGCAUUUUAUCGAGGUCACACUGCAGGAGAUACAGUGCCACCAAUGAGCCUGUGGCUGAGAUUCAAACUCAGCCCAUAACCUCGGCAGCCUGCCUGAUUAGGGCAGAAAGGGGCUUGGUGCACCAAUCAGAGUGGCCCGGCAUCCCUCUCGUGCCGUUCGGAGGUGCAACCAUGCCAAAUUUCCGCACAGAUGCACCUCCGAACGGCAUCUGGGCGCUUAUCAGGCGCUUAACCCAGGAAAAAGUGGAAAAAUGA
Fomitopsis serialis is the source of this 456-nucleotide messenger RNA. RefSeq lists its product as uncharacterized. The coding region runs from base 1 to 456 and encodes 151 amino acids. The transcript is spliced from 6 exons. The record is from RefSeq and is a predicted model, not a curated record. NCBI's taxonomy places the organism in Eukaryota, Fungi, Basidiomycota, Agaricomycetes, Polyporales, Fomitopsidaceae.